This is a messenger RNA of Bradysia coprophila, 995 nucleotides long. RefSeq lists its product as uncharacterized. NCBI's taxonomy places the organism in Eukaryota, Metazoa, Arthropoda, Insecta, Diptera, Sciaridae. The record is from RefSeq and is a predicted model, not a curated record.
GUGAAAAGUCAAUGUCAGAAGUUUCAUUUAUUUUUAAAUUAAGCUCCUGCUGAACUCGAAACAAAAGACUAUGAUAGACAGUAACGAUGUUUCUGGAAAGAAAAAAAGUACCAAAUCAAAAGUAAACGUACUAAAUUACAUGACUCCGACGUUUUUUGAACGUUUGAAUUCAAUCAUUGACAUGAGCUUUCACAAACUAUCUCAUUCAGAGGAAUCAGAACUUGACGAAGGACACAGACCGUUGUCGGAGACUGAUAAGUUUACAUUAAUCGAACUUCAUGUGGAAUCAGAGCAUGAAAUUCGAAAGUCUAAAAUCGAGCACGACAAUUGGAUGGUCAGCUAUAAGUUGAAGCCAGAAUUGGACCGAAUUGUGUGGAGAUCGAAGCUGUACAGCAAAGAAAAGGUGAUAACAAAGAGCCAAUCAUUGGUGGAGCGAACAGAAAACCAAGUCGAUAUGGCAUUGAAGAAAUUCUGUGACUGGUUCCAAUCCGUAUUCGACGAUGCACACUCACACGUAACAGAGGAUUACAUAAAGAAAUUAUUUUCAAGUGGAUUCGAAAUACAUCCGGCGGCUCUCAGUAUUUACAUUGAACCGAAACAAGUUUUUUCCAUUCCGCAUCAACUGGCCGAGAAAUACAAUGUCCCAGAACUAUCAACGAAGAAUCAAAAAAAGAAGCGUAUGAAUCUCGACGAAAUGGCAACAUCGCCUAUCGCAGCAACCAACAUAGCAUUCGGAAAAUGUUUGCCAACAUGUCUUAAGCAACCCAGACGGGAGAUUGACGACUGUAUGAAACCGAAUUUCCCAGAUGAACUUCGAACGGACGAAUAUUUGUUUAAAGGCAUUGAAGAUCUAAGAUCUACGAAAUGUUUAGUUGAACAUGUGAAUCGCUCGGAUAACAUUGAAAUUAAACCUUUGUAUUUGAAAAAUUUCAAUUAUGAAGAUGAUGAAAAAUACGUUCCUUUGUAUAAAAAGUUGGAAAAUAAAAUGUAAAAUU